Molecule: messenger RNA, 3240 nt
Organism: Aspergillus affinis
Lineage: Eukaryota; Fungi; Ascomycota; Eurotiomycetes; Eurotiales; Aspergillaceae
Exons: 6
Coding region: 1-3240 (1079 amino acids)
Biological process (GO): DNA-templated transcription
Molecular function (GO): zinc ion binding; DNA binding; oxidoreductase activity
Source: RefSeq, a predicted model, not a curated record
AUGUCGUCAUCGGAAUCAGAGAAGACUUCUCCUAUCUACCUCGAGAACCCCCAGUACAUCCAGAAGGUUGUACAGGAAGGUCUUCUCCUCGGCGGUGGCGCAGCCGCCAUCCUUCUCCAAGUCGCCAUGCCCGGCGUCGGUAAAGGGGUUGAUAACCACAGUAACUUCUCUUACCGGCCUCUGGACCGUCUCCGUACUACAAUGACGUUCGUCUACUGCAUGGCGUUCGGCACCCCUGACGAGAAAAGCACUGUUGUCGACAUGGUGCAUCGCGCUCAUGCCCCUGUCAAGGGAGCGGACUACGAUGCCAACGACACCCAGCUUCAGGUCUGGGUUGCUGCGACGCUGUAUGCCGUCGGAACCGACAUGUACGAGCAGAUCUUUGGUCCGAUGGACGAGCCUACCGCCGAGCGAUUAUAUCGCGAGUACGCCGUUCUGGCGGUGUCGCUUCGCGUCAAGCCGGAGGAAUGGCCUGAAAGUCGGAAGGCGUUUUGGGAGUACUGGGAUGAGCAGGUAGAGACUAUGGAGGUUACGGACAAUGCGAAGAACGUGGCGAAAGAUCUGCUCUUCAAUAAUAAGUUGCCUGUGCACUUUCGCGUCCUCAUGCCCUGGGUCCGGCUUAUUACGGCGGAGCUGCUUCCCCCGCGUAUCCGAGAGGCGUAUGGCCUGAAGACCACCAAGCUGCGAAGAGGCGCCUAUCGAAUGACAGUGGGCUUCACGAAAGCGACAUACCCCUGCUUGCCCAAGUUCGUGCGCACCUAUCCGAAAAGGUACUACAUGAAGGACAUGCGACGGAGACUGCAGAGUAAGGUUCGUGAACAGGGAAAGGACUUGGCAGUCGUGCAGUUCGAGUCAGAAAUUCUGAUUCAGGAGGCAAACCCUACCCCGAACGGGUCCUCCCCUCUUGGUCUUGGUGAUCGUUUCCCCAUUUUGCGACGAUCAGUCCCUAUUAUGCGGAUUUAUGCUGUCGCACCUGGCAUUAUGGACGGGCGUCCCGAAUGUGUGCUUCGUGGCAAGCUACCGCGGAAAGGGUUUGCGAUCACAUCCUACGAUGAUUCGCGUCCCCUCGGCGUGGACCCCGCGAGUCGAACGAUCCCCGCCGGACACGUUAUCUUCUCAUCAUACCCAUUUCUUGAUUUCCGUGGCGAGAGCUCCCUGGACAAAGACGAUUUGGCAUAUCUAGCAACCAAAGGAUGUCUGAGUGUUCCUGACAAGACGCUGAUUGAGGACUUUCUCCGGGGAUACUUCCUGCACAUUCAUCCGUACGUGCCGGUUCUUGACGAGGCUGAAGUCUGGGAUCUGUAUGGGCUACUGGACGAGGAUGAUGAUUCCCAAAGGAUUUCACUUUUUGUGUUUCAGUCGAUUCUUUUCGCUAGUUGUCCGUAUGUUUCGAAAGAGACCAUUCUGAAAUGUGGAUUUGAGGAAAAGAGGAGCGCAAGGAAUACGUUUUACAAGAGAGCCAAGAUCCUUUUCGAUCUCAAAGCAGAUGACCGACCUUUGAUACAAUCCCAAGGCGCAACUCUUUUGUCCCUUCAUACCUCGGCGGAUGAGCCCCAAGCAGGGAGCCUGUGGUUGACCCGCGCCAUCCAGGCUGCGAUGGUUGUUGGGUGCAAACCUGGGCCCUCCGAGGAUGUAGAGGCUUCUGUCAAGAAGCGACUCUGGUGGUCUAUCAUCCUCCGCGACCGAAGCUUGUGUCUUGGCCUCCGACGUCGCCCGCAGGUCACCUCCGUCGACUGUGGAAUGGGAGUCGAACCUCUUGAAGAGGAAGACUUGGCGGAGGAAAUCCGAAGAUCGCAAGUGUAUAGCCCUAGUAUAAAACGUCUAUUGUUCAAGGCGCUUCAGGAACAAUGCCGCUUGGCAGUCCUAUUGACUGAAAUGGUGUCCGUUACGUUCGCUUCACAUGGACUAUCCGCACCUAGUCUCUCACUUGAUGAGUUCAAAGAGUCGCUGGAGAAGAUUAGCCGAAUAAAAGAGUCCAUGCAACAGUGGGAAAUAUGCUCGAGAAUGUCUACCUGGAUGAAGGACGAUCUGCCAGACCCGGUUACGCUCUUUACCAAUUUCACUCUUAUGUAUUUUCAAACUGCGCGAAUAGACCUCGCUCAUUACGAAGCACUUCUCGUCGAGAAUCACAUUGCCUUUGUUGGGCAGGACUAUAUCUCCCAGCUCGUGGGAAUAGGUGCUACACUCCAAGAGGCCAUGAGCAACCUCACCUCUAUAAUGGAGUAUUUCAGUCGCGAAGGUCGGGCGCAGAGUCUUCCACUGAGCGUGUCAGUCACCUGUGCCACUCUAUUCAUCUUCCGCCAUCUGAUAAUCGUAUUUAGUCUCGCAUACGUGGCCAUGCCCCUCGUCCUCACCGCGAUCGACCUCAAACUCUCCUCCUCUUCUACAGAACUUAACACUAGACGCCGCCACCUUGACGCUCUUGGAGAAAUAGUUCGCCAUUCCGGACACUCCUACGAUGUAACAGAUUUUGUCAGCACGGGUACAAAUCAUAUCCUUCAAUUAGCGUACAUCACAGCGCAGCAUCUCUUUCUUCGGUGGGACCGCGACUCGGCUUCUCCUUCGUCGACGCAGUCGUCGACUGGGUUCGGAACUGAUGAUGAAGCUGUAGAAGCGCAAUCGCAGCCGUAUGUGGCUCGCAGAGCGAAGGAUUGGUAUGAUGCUUUCUUACAGUGUCCCCGCGCGUACCUCUUGAUCUCUACCUCUGUGGAUUACAGUCUUGCCGUUGGGCGGUUGCCAGGAGAUGGCUGUCUUCCGGAGUUGGUGAGAUGUAUUCCGCCUAUUGGAGUGGGGAUCCGUUUACCCUGGACGGUAGACGUGAGAGAUACGGGAGCAAAGCCUCCCAUCAAGACUGUUUCGUCGUCCAGUCCCGGUGCAGAGCAUGGCAAUAAGCCCCAACACCAGAAUUCCCAGCCUGUCGCGGGACCAGAUGGCUGUGGGGAUGACGAUCAAGUGAACUUAGAUUAUUUUCAUAUGGACAUCAUAUCGAUUAGCUCGUCAAGUCCUGCUGGUGAAGGUGUUGCUGUCCUCCAGGAGUCUAGUGACCCGGAUGAGCGGGACGGUACGCAGGAGGAAAUUGUUCCGGAUUUUGACGCAGACCUAGACCUUGAUUUGAACGAGUGGCAGUUGGAGAACCAAGAUGAUCUAUUCGAUCCUUUUAUCACGUCUAUGGUACAGGACUAUCUUGGUGGCAGGGGCAGUCCGGGGUCAGAUAGAGGGAUAGCAGUUAUCGAGAGCUAA